Molecule: messenger RNA, 1302 nt
Organism: Penicillium lagena
Lineage: Eukaryota; Fungi; Ascomycota; Eurotiomycetes; Eurotiales; Aspergillaceae
Product: Rieske [2Fe-2S] domain protein
Exons: 2
Coding region: 1-1302 (433 amino acids)
Molecular function (GO): 2 iron, 2 sulfur cluster binding
Source: RefSeq, a predicted model, not a curated record
AUGUGGAUCAACUGCGGGCUGCUGUCCGCCUUUACCCAAGCACGAUAUGUGCUUCAUCUGUCGAAUGGCAAACGGCUGGUGUUAUUCCGCCUGCCGUCCAUUGACCAGUCAAUCUCAAGACCCAACGAAACUAGCGACGGGUGGUCUUACUAUGCUAUGGAGGCCGAAUGUCCGCAUGCUGGCGGACCGAUGGCAGACUCACAUGUUGAUAUCGAAGACUCGGCGUACGUUGUCUCGUGUCCGUGGCAUGCGUACGAUUUCAACGUGGAGACCGGGGAAUCCAGCGUGGGAAUCAAAGCAUGCACAUUUCCCGUCGAUGCCCGUGGGGGGAAUGAAGGUCGUAUUCAACUGUCCAAACUUGAGCCUGUGAGCGAGAAGGCCAAGUUAAAGCACGAGCAACCAUCAACAGAAAACCCUACUCCCCCGCGAGAUCCAGGAGCAGCACAUUACUUGAAUCAAAGUGCGACAUUAUGCGACUGGGCCGUGCACAUCUUGAAUACAGCCAAUCCAGAGCACAAGAUUGAACUCACCAUCUAUCUCUUCUCCACAUUUACUAGUCGCGAGAAUACGGACUCGCCGAUGCCUCUGGGCAGAGGCACGAUUACCCCUCCAGAUAAUCCACCAAGAGAAAACUUGACAACGGUGACACCAGGCACCAUGCCUAAAUCCGGGCGAGGUGGAACGCUCAAAAGCCGAAUCGCCAUGCUCCACGCUCUAGCCAAUAUUGAACUGUGGGCUAUUGAUCUGGCCAUCGAUAUCUGCGUUCGAUUCUCAACAUUUCGCACAAACGGAAACUCACAGGAACUUCCACGAGCAUUCUUCCAUGACUGGCUCAAGGUUGCCAGCGAUGAAGCAAAGCACUUUUCUCUUCUCCGCGCCCGACUCGAAGAACUCGGCUCUUCUUUCGGUGCGCUGCCGGUACAUCACAGCCUCUGGGACUCUGCCACAGAAACAGCGUACGAUCUUAGGGCCAGAAUCAGCAUCAUUGCCCUUGUUCAUGAAGCCCGGGGUCUUGACGUGAAUCCUAUGACUAUCCAGAAAUUUCGCAAUGCGGGCGAUGCCGAGAGUGUCAAGUCCCUCGAGGUGAUCCAUAACGAUGAAAUCACGCAUGUCACUACGGGGCACCGGUGGUUGACCUGGAUCUGUGGUCAAGAAGGAACCGAUCCGGUGCAAGUGUUCCGGUCCAACGUCCAGAAGCAUUUCCGGGGCCCUAUACGGGGGCCAUUUAAUGAAGAAGCGCGACUGCAGGCUGGGAUGGAUCGGCGAUACUAUGAGUGCCAUGAGGACGGUGUCCCAACUUAA